AUGGCUGCAGAUCAAGUAUUUGGUAGGAUAGAAAAAGUUCUUCGCAAAAAAGAAAUAAUUGUGUGUCCUACGCAAUACCAUGAUAUUUUCAAACAAUUUUGCCAGGUAAAAACCUAUGAAAAUGAUUUUAAAGUGUACAAUAUAAAAGAAGCAUGCAAGUCCAUUAUAAAUCCAAAAGGAUUUAAACUAACUGAACAAAAGAUGUUGUUGUACGAAAAAGGCAAAAAAACCAUUGGUGUUUCACAAAACUAUACUGACGAUUAUGUUUAUUUUAAAAUUAUAAAAAAAAAUUCAAGAAUUGAAUUAUUGGGAACAUUGGAAAUCCUUAAAAAACAAAACCACGUGAAACCCCCAAAACAAAAGGAUAUAAAAAAUUUGAUGCGUUUUUUCACAGUACCAACAACCACUUCAUUUUAUGAAGACAUUUUUAAAUCACAUGAAUUUGAUUCGAUUGAAGACUCAGCUCUUAACGAAGAAGGUGCUUGCAUUUAUUCAGAAGAUACAUCUUAUUAA
Molecule: messenger RNA, 513 nt
Organism: Macrosiphum euphorbiae (potato aphid)
Lineage: Eukaryota; Metazoa; Arthropoda; Insecta; Hemiptera; Aphididae
Source: the annotation of a GenBank genome assembly